CAAAAGUGGGCCGCGGCUCUGAACUCGUUGGUUUUGGAAGCUCGAAGGAUGGGGGAGAAGAUGGCGGAGGAGGACAUGUUCCCCAAUACAACACAUGAGAGUUUCAAUGUCACCCUUCACACCACCCUGGUUGUUACAACAAAGCUGGUGCUUCCGACCCCUGCCAAGCCCAUCCUUCCUGUGCAGACAGGGGAACAGGCUCAGCAAGAGGAGCAGUCAAGCGGCAUGACCAUCUUCUUCACCCUCCUCGUCCUAGCUAUUUGCAUCAUAUUGGUGCAUUUACUGAUCCGAUACAGAUUACAUUUCUUGCCAGAGAGUGUUGCUGUUGUUUCUUUAGGUAUUCUCAUGGGAGCAGUUAUAAAAAUUAUAGAGUUUAAAAAACUGGCAAAUUGGAAGGAAGAAGAAAUGUUUCGUCCAAAUAUGUUUUUCCUCCUCUUGCUUCCACCUAUUAUCUUUGAGUCCGGAUAUUCAUUACACAAGGGUAACUUCUUUCAGAAUAUUGGUUCCAUUACGCUGUUUGCUGUUUUUGGUACGGCGAUCUCCGCUUUUGUAGUAGGUGGAGGAAUUUAUUUUCUGGGUCAGGCUGAUGUAAUCUCUAAACUCAACAUGACAGACAGUUUUGCGUUUGGCUCCUUAAUAUCUGCUGUCGACCCAGUGGCUACUAUUGCUAUUUUCAAUGCGCUUCACGUGGACCCUGUGCUCAACAUGCUGGUUUUUGGGGAAAGUAUUCUCAAUGAUGCAGUCUCCAUUGUCCUGACCAACACAGCUGAAGGUUUAACAAGAAAAAAUAUGUCAGAUGUCAGUGGGUGGCAAACAUUUAUACAAGCCCUUGGCUACUUCCUCAAAAUGUUCUUUGGCUCAGCAGCGCUCGGCACUCUCAGUGGCUUAAUUUCUGCAUUGGUGCUAAAGCAUAUUGACUUGAGGAAAACACCUUCCUUGGAGUUUGGCAUGAUGAUCAUUUUUGCUUAUCUGCCUUAUGGACUCGCAGAAGGAAUAUCACUCUCGGGCAUCAUGGCCAUCCUGUUCUCAGGCAUCGUGAUGUCGCACUACACGCACCAUAACCUCUCCCCGGUCACCCAGAUCCUCAUGCAGCAAACCCUCCGGACCGUGGCCUUCUUGUGCGAAACAUGUGUGUUUGCAUUUCUUGGCCUGUCCAUUUUUAGUUUCCCUCACAAGUUUGAAAUUUCCUUUGUCAUCUGGUGCAUAGUGCUUGUACUGUUCGGCAGAGCAGUAAACAUUUUCCCACUUUCCUACCUCCUGAAUUUCUUCCGGGAUCAUAAAAUCACACCGAAGAUGAUGUUCAUCAUGUGGUUUAGUGGCCUGCGGGGGGCCAUCCCCUAUGCCCUGAGCCUGCACCUGGACCUGGAGCCCAUGGAGAAGCGGCAGCUCAUUGGCACCACCACCAUCAUCAUCGUGCUCUUCACCAUCCUGCUGCUGGGCGGCAGCACCAUGCCCCUCAUCCGCCUCAUGGACAUCGAGGAUGCCAAGGCACGCCGCAGGAACAAGAAGGAUGUCAACCUCAGCAAGACGGAGAAGAUGGGCAACACCAUCGAGUCAGAGCAUUUGUCAGAGCUCACCGAGGAGGAGUAUGAAGCCCACUACAUCAGGCGGCAGGACCUCAAAGGCUUCAUGUGGUUGGAUGCCAAGUACCUGAACCCCUUCUUCACGCGGAGGCUGACUCAGGAGGACCUCCACCACGGGCGCAUCCAGAUGAAGACCCUCACCAACAAGUGGUAUGAGGAGGUGCGCCAGGGCCCUUCCGGCUCUGAGGACGACGAGCAGGAGCUGCUGUGACAGAAUAGGGUGCCACUGUGGCUUCUGGACAGGCAGGGCAUUUGCUGCCCACACAUAUCCAGCAAGGGCCUCCCGGAGGCGUUUGCAUUUGGCAGCCUGUUCAGAGAAAGUAGGGUGAAGUUAUGGCUGCUGAGUCUUCUUAACCCGGAACUUUCCAGGUCUUUGGAGCCAGAUGGCUGCUUCUGAAACAUCUCUCCACUCCUCACAGAGCAGGGCCUCUGCUCUCUGUUACUUCUUGGCCCACAGAUGGGAGUGAGCACCUGUCCCAGGUAACACUUCCCUCAGCUUCUGCAGCCAGGUGAGCAGAGCAGUUAUCCGUCCAGCUGGGGUGCCCACCCGAGGGCAGUGCUUGUUUGCGGUUUGUGCCCUUCCCUUGCCACCACCUUGGUCACAGCCCCCUGCUGGAAUGGGGUCUGUCCCUGCAGGGCGAGUAGCCAGCUGCCAUUAUUUGCCUUUGAGUCAUCAAGGUGCCUGGGGCCUCAGCAGCAGCAAUUCUGACCUAAAUGACAGGGCCCAGAAAUUCUGAAAACCUCACACUCCCUUUUGUGAUGUUCCCUGCACUCCCAGACAAAGAGAAAUCAAGUGACCUUUUUUCUUUUAUCUCUGACUGGCACCUCGCAGCCAUCUCCCCAGGUGGCAGGCAGCUGCUGCCCUUCUCUGGGCAUACUGCGAAUGUUUACACUGGUACUGGUCUCCAGAGCCCCACUGGA
Molecule: messenger RNA, 2504 nt
Organism: Cynocephalus volans (Philippine flying lemur)
Lineage: Eukaryota; Metazoa; Chordata; Mammalia; Dermoptera; Cynocephalidae
Gene: SLC9A8
Product: solute carrier family 9 member A8
Exons: 16
Coding region: 49-1794 (581 amino acids)
Biological process (GO): proton transmembrane transport; regulation of intracellular pH; sodium ion transport
Cellular component (GO): membrane
Molecular function (GO): potassium:proton antiporter activity; sodium:proton antiporter activity
Source: RefSeq, a predicted model, not a curated record